Messenger RNA from Rotaria sordida, 585 nucleotides. Lineage: Eukaryota; Metazoa; Rotifera; Eurotatoria; Philodinida; Philodinidae. The record is from the annotation of a GenBank genome assembly.
AUGAUUCACAUUAUUGGCAUGGAAAUAAUUCAAAUUCAUAUGAUUUUUAUGGUUCAACAUUCAUCUCAUACACUUUUACAACAAAAUAAUUUUACUCAACAAGUUUAUCUUAAAUAUAAACAAGAAUGUCUUGAUGAAAAACAUUUUCGUCAACAUGUAUUUGAAGAUUUUCAACAAGAAACUCUUUGUGAUCAUGAAGCUGGUCAAUUAUAUGGUUUAGAAAAAUUCUGGGCAUUUUUAAAAUAUUCUCGAGAAAAACCAAACAUCAAUUCAAAACUUGAAGAAAUUUUAAAAAACUAUAGAAAUCUUGAAGAUUUUCGUGUUGAUGGUGCAUCAUUUCCACAACAAUUUUUUCCAACAAAAUCAAAUUAUAUAUUCGAAGCAAUUGCUGCUGCAGUAGCAAAGAACAGUGAUACAUCAAAUUCAUUAAAACCCAAUGGUGAACAAUAUCUGAACGGUGCUCAUAUUUUUUCAAGUGGAUUUCGAUUUAUUUUAGCUAUUGUUGGUGGUGUGAUUAAUUGUAUGCUUUAUAAUGUUGAUGAUGGUCAUCGAGAUGUUAUUUUUGAUCGUUUUCAAGGUGUUUAA